AUGUCUAAACAAAGCGGGUGGAACCAAUAUUAUCACCAAGGUCAAGGUUACGAUACAAGGGGAGCUGGUGUCGAAGAAAAGGGAGUAAGUCCUAGUGACCCUUCCUUCUGGGCAUCUUCCGAUAGCCGGCUUAAUACUGCACCUAGUGCACCACCAGCGUCCGUUAUUGAUUUUGAAGAUACACAGCAUGAAACUCACAGAAAUAAAGAAGCUUUAGAAACUGAGAGUGACGAAGAUUAUGCUAGACGUUUGUAUCGUGAAGAUCGUGAAGAAUUAGACAAGCAACGUAAUAGGCAAUAUGGACAGUAUGGAGAUGGAGUUUAUCAUAAUACUUCAGGCGAACCAGGCGGUUAUGAUACGUCAGGACAAAUUGAACAAGGAUCUAGGAUUCCAUCAGUACCACAAAAUCAACCUCAGGCUAAACCAAGACCAUGGAAUAGAGCAUACUUUACCUACGUCGCCACUGCUCCCUUUUCUAGUAAUCCUAUGAUUGGUCCUGGUCCGGAGACUCUUGUUCAACUUGGUGCUCGAUUUGUUCCCUGUAUGCGAGAAGUUUCUAGCGUAACUGCUUCUACUCCUUUACAAUGUCCAACAUCUACGGGUGGAAAUACUAUUUGUUAUUUAGAAGCUUAUUGUGGUCUCGGAGGAUUUCACGGUGGUGGGCCUAAUCAAUGGUUUCGAUUUAUAACACCAAUUUUCCUUCACGCUGGUGUAAUACAUUUUCUUUUCAACAUGUUAUUCCAAUUGACGACUGGGAGACAAGUUGAAAAUGAAAUUGGUUGGUGGCGUUAUGGAAUUAUCUAUAUGGCUAGUGGGAUAUUCGGAUUUAUCUUUGGAGGAAGUUUUUCUGGGCCAUUAAUUCCUUCUAUGGGUGCAUCUGGCUCUCUUUUUGGUAUCGUUGGCGUUUUACUAGUAGACCUUUUACAAAAUUGGAAAAUCAUUCCGAGCCCAUGUUGGGAACUCACGAAAUUAUUAUUAAUUAUCAUCUUCUCAUUCUUACUUGGUCUCCUACCCAGUAUAGAUAACUUUUCUCAUAUAGGUGGAUUUCUUAUGGGACUAGUUACUGGUCUCGCUUUAAAUCCAACAUAUAAUUUUUCGAAAAUUCAUAAAUAUGCUAAUGUAAUUCUUAGAAUCAUAGCGUUGGUAUGUUCUGCCUUACUAUUUUUAUUACUUACGCAAAACUUUUAUUCUGGUGAUCCCAAUGAGAAAUGUCCUUGGUGUAAGUACUUAAGUUGCUUACCAGCUACCGGAUGGUGUGCUGAUAAAAUAGGAAAUAGUACAAUAGGAAGUUAA
Messenger RNA from Cetraspora pellucida, 1293 nucleotides. Lineage: Eukaryota; Fungi; Glomeromycota; Glomeromycetes; Diversisporales; Gigasporaceae. The record is from the annotation of a GenBank genome assembly.